Sardina pilchardus (European sardine) is the source of this 15819-nucleotide messenger RNA. Its product is annotated as ryanodine receptor 3-like. Gene Ontology annotation, biological process: intracellular calcium ion homeostasis; striated muscle contraction; release of sequestered calcium ion into cytosol by sarcoplasmic reticulum. The transcript is spliced from 103 exons. Gene Ontology annotation, cellular component: Z disc; sarcoplasmic reticulum membrane; smooth endoplasmic reticulum. The record is from RefSeq and is a predicted model, not a curated record. Bases 1 to 14685 code for a protein of 4894 amino acids. Lineage: Eukaryota; Metazoa; Chordata; Actinopteri; Clupeiformes; Clupeidae. Gene Ontology annotation, molecular function: protein binding; ryanodine-sensitive calcium-release channel activity; calcium ion binding.
AUGACGCAGUGCCUUCCUCAAACCCAGGCGGUUGCUUCAAAGACGGAUGAUGAGGUGGUGCUCCAAUGUGUCGCCUGCAUCCAGAAAGAGAACCGCAAGUUCUGCCUCACCGCCGAGGGGCUGGGGAAUCGCCUCUGCUACCUGGAGCCCACCUCAGAGGCUAAGUUUGUUCCUCCAGAUCUAUGCAUCUGUAACUUUGUGCUGGAGCAGUCUCUAUCAGUGCGAGCUCUGCAGGAAAUGCUGGCCAAAACAGGACUGAACAAUGAAGUGAGUAUCACCCAUGCAGCAGCUCAAGGGGGUGGUCACCGAACCCUGCUGUACGGUCAUGCCAUCCUGCUCAGGCACUCCUUCAGUGGAAUGUACCUGACCUGUUUAAAGACAUCACGGUCUCUGACUGACAAGCUGUCUUUCGAUGUGGGACUGCAAGAAGACUCGACAGGUGAGGCGUGUUGGUGGACCAUCCACCCUGCGUCCAAGCAGCGCUCUGAAGGAGAGAAGGUGCGCAUCGGGGAUGACCUCAUUCUCGUCAGCGUGUCUUCGGAGCGCUACCUGCACCUCUCUAUCUCCAAUGGAAACAUCCAAGUUGAUGCGUCCUUCAUGCAGACCCUGUGGAACGUCCACCCCACCUGCUCAGGAAGCAACGUGGAGGAAGGCUAUCUGCUGGGUGGCCAUGUGAUGCGUCUGUUCCAUGGGCAUGACGAGGUCCUCACCAUCCCAGCCUCAGAUCAGAGUGAAGAACAGCAGAGGAUAGUGAACUAUGAGACAGGAAAAGCAGGCGCCAAGGCCAGGUCGCUAUGGAGAUUGGAGCCACUGAAGAUCAGUUGGAGUGGGAGCCACAUGCGCUGGGGGCAGCCAUUCCGCCUGCGCCACCUGACCACCGGGCACUACCUGGCACUGACGGAGGACCAGGGGCUGGUGAUCGAGGACCGGGAGAGAUCUGACACGGCAUCCACUGCCUUCUGCUUCAGAGUCUCCAAGGAAAAGCUGGAGUCCAGUCCCAAGAGAGACAUUGAGGGCAUGGGAGUGGGCGAGAUCAAGUAUGGAGACUCCAUCUGCUUCGUCAUGCACAUGGCCACAGGGCUGUGGCUGUCCUACCAGGCGCCUGAUGCAAAAUCUGCCCGUCUAGGACCCCUCAAGAGACGGGCGUGCCUCCACUCCGAGGGGCACAUGGAUGAUGGCCUGACCCUACAGCGCUGUCAGCAUGAGGAGUCCUGUGCGGCCCGCAUCAUCCGCAACACCACCCGACUCUUCAGCCGCUUCAUUAGGGACUUGGAGAGUCUGGGGGGAAAGAACCGUGUGGCCGUGACUCUCCCCAUCGAGGAGGUUCUCCAGACACUCAAAGACCUCAUCACCUACUUCCAGCUCCCAGACGCUGAGCUAGAACACGAAGAGAAGCAGAUCAAACUGCGCUCCCUCAAGAACCGCCAGAACCUCUUCAAGCAGGAGGGGAUGCUAACUUUGGUGUCUAACUGCAUUGACCGGCUGAGUCUGUACAACAGUGCGGCCCACUUUGGGGAGUGUGCAGGGGAGGAGGCCGGGGAGGCCUGGAAGGAUAUCCUCAACCUGCUGUACGAACUGCUGGCUGCACUGAUCCGGGGAAAUAGGAAUAACUGCACCCAAUUCUCACACAAUCUGGACUGGCUGGUCAGCAAAUUGGAGAGGCUGGAGUCAUCAUCAGGCAUUCUGGAGGUCCUGCACUGCAUCCUAAUCGAGAGCCCUGAGGCGCUCAACAUCAUCCAGAGGGGACACAUUAAGUCCAUCAUCUCUCUGCUCUACAAACACGGACGCAACCACAAGAUCCUGGAUGUGUUGUGUUCGUUGUGCGUCUGCAAUGGCGUGGCAGUGAGAGCCAAUCAGAAUCUCAUCUGCGAUUACUUGCUCCCCAGAAGAGAUCUGUUACUCCAGACGCGAUUGGUCAAUGAUGUCCACAGCAUGAGGCCUAACAUCUUCCUUGGCGUGAGAGAGGGCUCUGCGCAGUACAAGAAGUGGUACUUUGAGCUGAUGAUCGACCAGGUGGACCACUUUGUCACCAGUGAGCCAUCUCACCUGAGAGUGGGCUGGGCCAACACCAAAGGCUACGCCCCUUACCCUGGGGGAGGGGAGGGCUGGGGGGGCAACGGUGUUGGAGAUGACCUCUACUCCUAUGGCUUCGACGGGCUGCAUCUGUGGUCAGGUCGUAUCCCGCGGGCCGUGGCCUCGGUGAACCAGCACGUGCUGACCUCAGAUGACGUGGUGAGCUGCUGCAUGGACCUGGGCGCUCCCAGCAUCUCCUUCCGCAUCAACGGCCAGCCUGUGCAGGGCAUGUUCGAGAACUUCAACGUGGACGGACUCUUCUUCCCUGUAGUGAGCUUCUCCGCCGGAGUCAAGGUGCGCUUUCUGCUGGGCGGUCGCCAUGGUGACUUUAAGUUCCUGCCUCCGUCGGGCUACGCGCCGUGCUACGAGGCGCUGCUGCCGCGGGAGAAGAUGCGCGUGGAGCCGGUCAAGGAGUACAAGAGGGACGCCGAGGGCGUCCGAGACCUGCUGGGCACCGCACAGUUCCUCUCCCAGGCCUCCUUCAUCCCCACGCCCGUGGACACCAGCCAGAUCGUCAUGCCUCCCCACCUAGAGAAGGUGCGAGACAAACUCGCCGAGAACAUCCACGAGCUCUGGGCCAUGAACAAGAUCGAGCUGGGCUGGUCUUACGGCAAGAUCAGAGAUGACAAUAAGAGACAACACCCCUGCCUGGUGGACUUCUCCAAGCUGCCUGAAACCGAAAAGAAUUAUAACCUCCAGAUGUCAACAGAAACCUUGAAGACACUGCUGGCUCUAGGAUGUCAUGUGGUACAAGUCAAUGCUAAUGCAGAGGACGACCUGAAGAAAGUCAAACUCCCAAAGAACUACAUGAUGUCAAAUGGCUAUAAGCCCACGCCUCUGGAGCUGUCAGACGUGAAGCUCACACCAGCCCAGGAGCUGUUGGUGGAUAAGCUGGCAGAGAACGCCCACAACGUUUGGGCCAAGGACCGCAUCAAGCAGGGAUGGACCUAUGGCAUCCAGCAGGACCUGAAGAAUAAGCGCAACCCCCGUCUAGUGCCCUACGCGCUGCUUGAUGAGCGCACAAAGAAGUCCAAUCGAGACAGCUUACGGGAAGCCAUCCGCACACUCAUUGGCUAUGGCUACAACAUAGAACCACCUGACCAGGAAGGGGGUCACGCGGUGGAGAGGCUGAGCAUCGAUAAGAUCCGCUUCUUCCGGGUGGAGCGCACGUAUGCGGUGAAGACAGGGAAGUGGUACUUUGAGUUUGAGGCGGUAACGGGGGGAGACAUGCGCGUGGGCUGGGCCCGGCCUGCCUGUAGGCCAGAUGUGGAGCUGGGGACGGACGACCUGGCCUUUGUGUUCGAUGGCUACAAGGGUCACCGGCUGCAUAUGGGCAGUCGUCUCUUUGGCCGGUGUUGGCACGCAGGUGAUGUGGUGGGCUGUAUGAUUAACAUGGAGGACAAGUCCAUGAUCUUCACCCUCAACGGAGAGAUUCUCAUCACCAACAAGGGCUCCGAGCUCUGCUUUGCUGACUUCGAGACGGAGGAUGGAUUCAUCCCUGUGUGCAGUCUGGGUCUGUCCCAGGUGGGCCGGAUGAACCUGGGCAAAGAUGCCAGCACCUUUAAGUACUACACCAUGUGUGGGCUGCAGGAGGGCUUUGAGCCAUUUGCUGUCAACAUGAACCGUGAGGUCACGAUGUGGUUUAGCAAGCGCCUGCCCACCUUUGUCAACGUGCCAAAAGACCACAAUCACAUUGCGGUGACCAGGAUCGACGGCACCAUUGACAGCCCGCCGUGUCUGAAGGUUACCCACAGGACCUUUGGGACGCAGAACAGCAACGCUGACAUGGUGUUCUGCCGACUGAGCAUGCCCGUGGAGUUCCACUCCACCUUCAAGAUCACCGCCUCCAUGGACAUCAACGGAGUGCACGAGGACGAGGCGCUCAAGCUUAAACACAGACACACAGUGAAAUCCAUGAAACACAUAGAGGACGGAAGGAGAACUGACUACAGCAGCAUUACCAUGUACUACCACUCUGUGAGGGUGUUUGCUGGACAGGACCCGUCCUGUGUGUGGGUGGGUUGGGUCACCCCUGACUACCAUUACCAUAGCAACAACUUCAACCUCAGUAAGAAUCGGAGCGUCACUGUAACCCUGGGAGAUGAGCGCGGGCGGGUCCAUGAGAGUGUAAAGAGGAGUAACUGCUACAUGGUGUGGUGUGGGGACAUCACUAGCUCCAGCCACUCGUCCAGCCGCAGUAAUGUGGAUCUGGAGCUGGGCUGCUUCAUUGACCUCUCCACUGGCCUUGUGGCCUUCACUGUCAAUGGCAAAGAGCUGACCACUUCGUACCAGGUGGAGCCGAAUACAAAGCUCUUCCCUGCUGUGUUUGUGCUCCCCACCAGUCCUAACCUAUUCCAGUUUGAACUGGCCAAGAUCAAGAACACCAUGCCCCUGUCGUCGGCGGUGUUUAAGAGUGAGCACCGUAACCCUGUGCCCCAGUGUCCACCCCGGCUGGACGUGCAGACCAUCAACGCCGUGCUGUGGAGCCGCAUGCCCAACUGCUUCCUGAAGGUGGAGACGGCGCGGGUCAGCGAGAGGCACGGCUGGGCUGUCCAGUGUGUGGAGCCGCUGCAGAUGCUGGCCGUUCACAUCCCUGAGGAAAACAGGUGUGUGGACAUUAUGGAGCUGUCGGAGCAGGAGGACCUGCGUAAGUUCCACUACCACACGCUCAAGCUGUACUGUGCCCUCUGUGCCCUGGGCAACACCCGCGUGGCACACGCCCUGUGCAGCCACCUGGACCAGGCCCAGCUGCUCUACACCAUCGACAACCAGUACCUGUCGGGGCAGCUGCGCGAGGGCUUCUACGACGCGCUGAUCAGCAUCCACCUGGAGACGGCCAAGGAGGCGCGCCUGAUGAUGAACAACGAGUUCAUCAUCCCCGUCACCGCGGAGACGCGCAGCAUCCGCCUCUUCUCCGACGCCUCCAAGAAGCACCAGCCCCCGGGCGUGGGCCUGAGCACGUCGCUGAAGCCGCGGCUGCACUUCGGCCCGCCCUGCUUCAUCUCCAGCACCAAGCGAGAGCAGCACCUGUACAGCCCGCAGAUCCCACUGGACGUGCUCAAGGAGAAGGCCAUCUCCAUGCUCACAGAGGCCGUGCAGGGUGGCGGUGAUCACAUCCGGGACCCGGUGGGCGGCAGCGUGGAGUACCAGUUUGUGCCCAUCCUCAAGCUCAUCGGCACACUGCUCACCAUGGGGGUGUUGGCCAGCCACGACGUCCACAAGAUCCUGCUGCUCAUUGAGCCCAACGUGUUCGGAGAGCAGAGGGAGGAGACUGGAGGUGGUGGUGGAGGAGUAGGUGGAGGAGACGGAGUGGGGAAGGAGGGGAUGAGCAGUGCGGAGGAGAAAGCGGUGGAGGCUGGGGAGGCGGAGGCCAAAGAUGCCAAGCAGCCCAGGAAGGGACUACUGGAGAAGAGGCUGCCUGAGUCAGUCAAACGACAGAUGUGUGAGCUUCUUCACUACUUCUGUGACUGUGAGCUGAAGCACCGCAUCGAGGCCAUCGUCUCCUUCUCGGACAUCUUUGUGUCUAAGCUGCAGUUCAACCAGAAGUUCCGCUACAACGAGCUCAUGCUGGCACUCAACAUGUCCGCUGCCGUGACCGCCAAGAAGACCAAGGAGUUCCGCUCACCACCCCAGGAGCAGAUCAACAUGCUGCUGAACUUCAGUACGGGGGAGGACUGCCCUUGUCCAGAGGAGAUCCAGGAGGAGCUCUACAAGUUCCACAACGAGCUGCGGCUCCACUGCGGUAUCCCCAUGGAAGAGGAGGAGGAGGAGCCAGACCUGACCAUCCGGGGCCGACUGAUGGCUCUGGUGUACAAGAUCAAAGGCCACCCUCAGAAGACUGAGCAGGAGCCGAAAGAGAAGGAGCUCGCUGCCCCCACAAACCUGAAGGAGCUGAUCUCCCAGACCAUGGUGUGCUGGGCCCAGGAGAGCCACAUCCAGGACCCCGAGCUGGUGCGCGUGAUGUUCAGCCUGCUGCGGCGGCAGUACGACAGCAUCGGGGAGCUGCUGCGCGCCAUGCGCAAGAGCUACACCAUCAGCGCCUCCUCUGUGCUGGACACCAUCCACCUGCUGGCCUCGCUCGGACAGAUCCGCUCACUGCUCAGCGUGCGCAUGGGCAAGGAGGAGGAGCAGCUCAUGAUCGACGGCCUGGGGGACAUCAUGAACAACAAGGUGUUCUACCAGCAUCCCAACCUGAUGCGAGUGCUGGGGAUGCACGAGACCGUCAUGGAGGUCAUGGUCAAUGUGCUGGGGGGAGGGAAAUCUCAGGAGAUUGCAUUCCCCAAGAUGGUGGCCAGCUGUUGCCGUUUUCUCUGCUACUUCUGUCGCAUCAGCCGGCAGAACCAGAAGGCCAUGUUUGACCACCUCAGCUAUCUGCUGGAGAACAGCAGUGUUGGCCUGGCUUCUCCCUCUAUGAGGGGAUCCACUCCCUUGGAUGUCGCUGCCUCCUCAGUGAUGGACAACAAUGGUUUGGCCCUAGCCCUAGAGGAGCCUGAUCUAGAUAAGGUGGUGACGUACCUGGCCGGCUGUGGUCUGCAGAGCUGCCCCAUCCUGCUGGCCAAGGGCUACCCCGACAUUGGCUGGAACCCUAUCGAGGGGGAGCGCUACCUCUCUUUCCUCCGAUUCGCUGUGUUUGUAAAUGGAGAGAGCGUGGAGGAGAACUCCAGUGUGGUUGUGAAGCUGCUGAUUCGCCGGCCGGAGUGUUUUGGCCCAGCGCUGAGAGGGGAGGGGGGGAACGGGCUGCUGGCGGCCAUGAAGGAGGCCAUAAAGAUCUCGGAGAGCCCGGCGCUGGACCUGCCCAGUGCUGCCCAGGGCAUCAGCUCUGACGCGUCGACUGAGGAUGAUGAGGAGGAAGAGGUGGUGCACAUGGGCAAUGCCAUCAUGUCUUUCUACUCGGCCCUCAUUGACCUGCUGGGGCGCUGUGCACCAGAGAUGCACCUCAUUAACAAGGGCAAAGGUGAAGCCCUGAGGAUCCGUGCCAUCCUUCGAUCGCUGGUGCCCACCGAAGACUUGGUUGGCAUCAUCAGCAUACCCCUCAAGAUGCCUAUUAUAAACAAAGAUGGUACUGUGACAGAGCCAGACAUGUCAGCCAGUUUCUGUCCGGAUCACAAGGCACCAAUGGUUCUGUUCCUGGACCGUGUGUACGGCAUCGAGGACCAGGCCUUCCUGCUCCACCUGCUGGAGGUGGGCUUCCUGCCGGACCUACGCGCCUCUGCAACACUCGACACGGACACCCUGCGCACCACUGAGACGGCCCUGGCCAUGAACCGGUACAUUGGCUCGGCCAUGCUGCCCCUGCUGACCCGCUGUGCGCCCCACUUUGCGGGCACUGAGCACCACGCCGCCCUCAUCGACUCCACCCUGCACACCAUCUACCGCCUCUCCAAGGGCCGCUCCCUCACCAAGGCCCAGAGGGACGCCAUCGAGGAGUGCCUGCUGGCCAUCUGCAAAUACCUGAGGCCCUCUAUGCUGCAGCAGCUGUUGAGGCGUCUGGUGUUUGACGUGCCACUGCUGACGGAAUACUGCAAGAUGCCUCUCAAGUUGCUGACCAACCACUACGAGCAGAACUGGAAGUACUACUGCCUGCCGUCCGGGUCAGGAAACUACGGAAUGGCUUCAGAAGAGGAGCUCCUGCUCACCAAAAAGAUCUUCUGGGGCAUCUUCGACUCACUCUCGCAGAAGAAGUAUGACCAGGAUCUGUUUAAGAUGGCCAUGCCCUGCCUAAGUGCCAUCGCCGGAGCCUUACCCCCUGACUACGUGGACUCGUCUCUGAGCAACACCAGCCUGGAGAAGACCUCGUCUGUAGACCAACAGGGCAACUUUGACCCCAAACCCAUCAGCACCGCCAACAUCUCUAUUCCAGAGAAACUGGAGUAUGUUGCCAACAAAUACGCUGAGCAUUGUCACGACAAAUGGUCUGCUGAGAAGGUUCUGCUGGGAUGGAAAUAUGGGGAUGGCAUCGACGAGAAAGCCAAGAUUCAUCACUUACUGAGGUCCUACAAAUCCCUCACUGAGAAGGAGAAGGAGAUUUACCGCUGGCCUGUGCGAGAGUCUCUGAAGAGCAUGCUGGCCAUGGGCUGGAACAUUGACCGCACCAAGGAGGGUGAGACAAUGUCCCAGCAGAGUGAGAAACUCCGCAAGGCCUCACAGGGGAAUGGCUUCAACCCGAGCCCACUGGACAUGAGCACCGUCCUUCUGUCCAGAGAGCUCCAGGGUAUGGUGGAGGUGGUGGCUGAAAACUACCACAACAUCUGGGCCAAGAAGAAAAAAAGUGACCUGGGAAGCAGGGGAGGGGGAACACACCCUCUGCUGGUGCCUUAUGAUACACUUACUGCAAAGGAGAAAGCCAAAGACCGAGAGAAAGCCCAGGACCUGUUCCGCUUCCUGCAGAUCAAUGGCUACUCCAUCACCAGGGGCUUGAAAGACAUGGAGCAGGAUAGCUCGUCCAUGGAGAAGAGGUUUGCCUACAAGUUCGUCAAGAAGCUGCUCAAGUAUGUGGACUCUGCACAGGAGUUCAUUGCUCACCUCGAGGCCAUGGCCAUGAGUGGGAAGAUGGAUAGAUCACCUCAUGAGCAAGAAAUCAAGUUUUUUGCCAAGGUCCUCCUCCCGCUCAUUGACCAGUACUUUAAGAACCACUGUUUCUACUUCCUGUCCUCCCCCAGUAAGAACCUCAGCAGCAGUGGCUACGCCUCCAACAAAGAGAAGGAGAUGGUCACCAGCCUAUUCUGUAAACUGGCAGCUCUUGUCAGACACAGGAUCUCUCUGUUUGGUAGUGAUGCGGCCACCAUGGUUAGCUGUUUGCACAUUCUGGCUCACACUCUGGACACCAGAACCGUGAUGAAGUCGGGUUCUGAGUUAGUGAAGGCAGGCAUGUGGACGUUCUUCGAGAAUGCAGCAGAGGACCUGGAGAAGACGCUGGAGAACUUGAAGCUUGGGAAGUUCACCCACUCCCGUAGCCAGAUGAAGGGUGUAUCGCAGAACAUCAACUACACCACGGUGGCCCUGCUGCCCAUCCUCACCGCCCUGUUUGAGCACAUCACCGAACACCACUUUGGAGUGGACCUCCUGUUGGACGAUGUCCAGGUGUCCUGUUAUCGUAUCCUGACCAGCCUGUACUCCCUGGGAACUGGCAAGAACAUUUAUGUUGAGAGACAGCUGCCCGCUCUGGGGGAGUGUUUGGCGACGCUGGCAGGAGCCAUGCCUGUGGCCUUCCUGGAGCCGCAGCUGAACACACACAACCCCUGCUCUGUGUUCAACACCAAAACACCACGAGAGCGCGCCAUCCUGGGGAUGCCGGACACUGUGGAGGACAUGUGCUCAGAGAUCCCACGUCUGGGCGGCCUGAUGAAGGACAUCAAUGAUCUGUCGGAGUCGGGGGCGCGCUACACAGAGAUGCCCCACGUCAUCGAGGUGGUACUGCCCAUGCUGUGCAACUACCUGUCCUACUGGUGGGAGCGCGGGCCGGAGAACCAGGCCGCCACCCUCAAGAGUGGCGCAGGACCCAUCUGCUGUGCCACCGUCACCUCAGAGCACCUGAGCGUCAUCCUGGGCAACAUCCUCAAGAUCCUCAACAGCAACCUGGGCAUCGAUGAGGCCUCAUGGAUGAAGAGGAUCGCAGUGUACGCCCAGCCCAUCAUCAGCAAGGCGCGUGCAGACCUCUUGAAGACCCACUUCCUGCCCACGCUGGACAAGCUGAAGAAGAAGACGGUGAAGGUGGUGACCGAGGAGGAGCUUCUGAAGGCUGACAGCAAGGGGGACACCCAGGAGGCCGAGCUGCUCAUCCUGGAUGAGUUUGCUGUACUGUGCCGUGACCUCUAUGCUUUCUACCCCAUGCUCAUACGUUAUGUGGACAACAACAGAUCCAGAUGGCUGAAGGAGCCGGAUGCAGACUCCAACGAGCUCUUUAGGAUGGUGGCUGAGAUCUUUAUUCUCUGGUGCAAAUCACAUAAUUUCAAACGGGAGGAGCAAAACUUUGUGGUGCAGAAUGAGAUCAACAACCUCUCGUUCCUCACGGGUGACAGCAAAACUAAGAUGUCAAAGUCUGGAGGUCAGGACCAGGAGCGCAAGCACAAGAAGCGGCGGGGCGAGUUCUACUCCAUCCAGACCUCCCUGAUCGUGGCUGCCCUCAAGAAGAUGCUGCCCAUCGGCCUCAACAUGUGCACGCCUGGUGACCAGGAGCUCAUCUCACUGGCCAAGACCAGAUACAGCCUGAAAGACACGGAUGACGAGGUCAAGGAUCACAUACGACACAACCUCCACCUGCAGGAGAAGUCAGAGGACCCGGCAGUCAGGUGGCAGCUGAACCUUUACAAGGACGUGGUGGUCAGGAACGAGGGGCCUCCUGACCCGGAGCGGACGGUUGCCCGUGUCCAGGGCCUGUCUGCAGCUGUCUUUCACCUGGAGCAGGUGGAGCAGCCACUGAGGUCUAAGAAGUGUGUAUGGCAGAAGCUCCUCUCUAAGCAGCGCAAGCGUGCGGUGGUGGCCUGCUUCCGUAUGGCUCCCCUCUACAACCUGCCCAGGCAUCGCUCUAUUAAUCUCUUCCUUUUGGGCUAUCAAAGAAUUUGGAUAGAGACAGAGACCUACUCCUUUGAGGAGAAACUAGUGCAGGACUUGGCAAAAACACAGGUGAAACUGGAGGAAGAGGAGGAGGUGGAAGCAGAGAAGCAGCCAGAUCCUCUCCAUCAGCUCAUCCUGCAUUUUAGCCAUAAUGCCCUCACAGAGCGGAGUUCUUUAGAUGAGGACCCUCUGUAUAUGGCAUACGCAGACAUGAUGGCAAAGAGCUGUGCAGAAGAUGGAGAAGAGGAGGAGGGAGAGGGCAAGUCGUUUGAGGAAAAGGAGAUGGAGAAACAGAAGACGUUGUACCAACAGGCCAGACUGCAUGACAGAGGGGCCGCUGAGAUGGUUUUGCAGAUGAUCAGUGCCAGCAAGGGUCGAUUGGAUCCCAUGGUGACGUACACUCUUAAAUUAGGCAUCUCCAUCCUCAACGGUGGCAACAUUAUCGUCCAGCAGAAAAUGCUGGAUUACCUGAAGGAGAAAAGGGACGUUGGCUUCUUCAAGAGCUUAUCUGGACUCAUGCAGUCAUGCAGUGUCUUGGAUUUGAAUGCCUUUGAGAGACAGAAUAAAGCCGAAGGUUUGGGCAUGGUGACUGAGGAAGGAUCAAGUUCCAAGGUUCUUCAGAACGAUGAAUUCACAAAGGAUCUGUUUAGGUUCCUUCAGCUGCUGUGUGAGGGCCACAACAACGACUUCCAGAAUUUCCUGCGGACUCAGACUGGAAAUACAACCACAGUGAAUAUUAUCAUCAGCACUGUGGACUACUUACUUCGAUUGCAGGAAUCAAUCAGUGAUUUCUAUUGGUACUACUCUGGGAAGGAUGUCAUGGACGAGGCUGGCCAGAGAAACUUCUCCAAAGCCCUGGCAGUGGCCAAGCAGAUCUUCAACUCCCUCACAGAGUACAUACAGGGUCCAUGUAUAGGAAACCAGCAGAGUCUGGCUCACAGCAGGUUGUGGGAUGCAGUGGUGGGAUUCCUCCAUGUGUUUGCCAACAUGCAGAUGAAGUUGUCACAGGACUCGAGCCAGAUAGAGUUACUGAAAGAGCUGAUGGAUCUGCAGAAGGACAUGAUUGUCAUGAUGCUAUCUCUUCUGGAAGGUAAUGUGGUGAAUGGGACCAUUGGGAAACAGAUGGUGGACACACUUGUGGAGUCGUCCAGUAACGUGGAAAUGAUCCUCAAGUUCUUCGACAUGUUCCUUAAAUUAAAGGACCUAACUACCUCAGACAAUUUCAAGGAGUAUGACCCCGACAGCAAAGGGGCCAUCUCUAAGAAGGAGUUCCAGAAGUCCAUGGAGAACCAGAAGCAGUACUCGCAGUCAGAGAUCGAGUUCCUCCUCUCAUGCGUCAAGGCCGACGAGAACGACAUGUUCAACUACGAGGAGUUCGUAGAGCGCUUCCAUGAGCCUGCCAAGGACAUCGGCUUCAACGUGGCCGUGUUGCUCACAAAUCUCUCGGAGCACAUGCCCCACGAUGGCCGCCUGGCCGCCUUCCUGGACCUGGGCGAGAGCCUGCUGAGUUACUUUGAGCCGUACCUCGGCCGCAUCGAGAUCCUGGGCAGCGGCAAGCGCAUCGAGCGCGUCUACUUCGAGAUCAGCGAGUCAAGCCGCACGCAGUGGGAGAAACCACAGGUGAAGGAGUCCAAACGGCAGUUCAUCUUCGACGUGGUCAACGAGGGUGGUGAGAGCGAGAAGAUGGAGCUCUUUGUCAACUUCUGCGAGGACACAAUCUUCGAGAUGCAGCUGGCCUCGCAGAUCUCCGAGCCCGACGCCCUCGAGCGUCCUGAGGAGGACGAGGAGGACGACGUGGCCAGUGUGGCCGAGGAGGCCGACGAGGACGACGAAGACAAUGCCCUGGAGUCCUCCUCUGCAUUUGCCGUUGCCUGCGUCUCCAUGAAGAAGAGCUUCUCGGGCUUCUGGAAACUUCUGACUUUCAAGAGCAUGCGCCGGCAGUACAAGCGCUUCCGGAAGAUGAGCGUGCGGGAGAUGGUGCGUGGCUUCUUCUCCUUCUUCUGGGUGAUCUUCACCGGCCUCUUCCGCUUUCUCUACAGCCUCGUCUGGGGCUUCUUCCACAUCCUGUGGAGCUCCAUGUUCGGUGGUGGCCUGGUGGAGGGUGCCAAGAACAUGAAGGUGACGGACAUCCUGGGCAAUAUGCCCGACCCCACGCAGUUCGGCAUCCACGGCGAUGUGCUGGAGGCCGAGAAGAUGGAAGCGUGCGAGGGGGCGCUCUCGGUGACUGAGAUGGAGCAGAACGCUGCUGCUGACCAGGCUGAGGCCGACCUCAUGGCCGAGCUGCUCAACAUCCAGCCCAAGAAGGAGGGGGGCAAGCACGUGGAGCCAGGGCUGGGUGAUGUCUCUGAGGUAGUGGGGGUGGACGCCCCAUCCAUAGCAGCAGCUGUGAGGCAGAAGAAGGCUCAGAAGGAGGCUGCUCAUAAGAAGGCAGAGGCAGAGGCCGAGAGAGAACAGAGAGAAGGAGAGAAGACAGACCUGGAGGACGGGGAGAAGAAGGACCUGGACAAGAACAGAGAUGAGACCCCCCCAAACACACCUGCAGAGGAGGAGAGGAGGCUCCCCAAGAAGCGCCCCCGGCAGAAGGAGGAGCCACCAGAGGCGUUCAUGGCCAGCUUCUUUGCAGGCCUUGAAAUCUACCAGACAAAGAUGCUGAACUAUCUGGCAAGGAACUUUUACAACCUCCGUUUCUUGGCCUUGUUUGUGGCUUUCGCUAUCAACUUCAUUCUGCUGUUCUAUAAGGUAAUAUGGCACUCUAAUUCAGUCACACUUUACUUGUAUGAGGAGGACCCGUGGAACGGGGGCCAGGUGGAGGAGGAGGAGGGGGCGAUGGAGUACUUUGUCCUGCAGGAGAGCACAGGCUACAUGGCCCCCACGCUGCGCUUUCUGGCUGUGCUGCACACCCUCAUCUCUUUCCUAUGCGUGGUGGGAUACUACUAUCUCAAGGUGCCUUUGGUGGUGUUCAAGAGGGAGAAAGAGAUCGCCAGGAAGCUGGAGUUCGAUGGCCUCUACAUCACUGAGCAGCCCUCGGACGACGACAUCAAAGGACAGUGGGACCGGCUGGUCAUCAACACACCAUCCUUCCCAAACAACUACUGGGAUAAGUUUGUCAAACGCAAGGUGAUCAAUAAGUACGGGGAUCUGUAUGGUGCUGAGCGCAUUGCUGAGCUGCUGGGCCUGGAUAAGAGUGCGCUUGACUUCAACCCUACAGAGGAGGCCGUGGUGAAGGAGGCAUCACUCGUCUCCUGGCUGAGCUCCAUUGACACCAAAUAUCAUAUCUGGAAAUUGGGAGUGGUCUUCACAGACAAUUCUUUCCUGUACCUUGUGUGGUACACCACCAUGUCUAUUCUAGGACACUACAACAACUUCUUCUUUGCUGCUCAUCUGCUGGACAUCGCCAUGGGCUUCAAGACGCUCAGGACCAUCCUCUCCUCAGUCACCCACAAUGGCAAACAGCUGGUGUUGACGGUGGGGCUGUUGGCUGUGGUGGUGUACCUCUACACUGUGGUGGCCUUCAACUUUUUCCGCAAGUUUUACAACAAGAGUGAGGAUGAGGAUGAGCCAGACAUGAAGUGUGAUGACAUGAUGACCUGCUACUUGUUCCACAUGUAUGUGGGUGUGCGUGCCGGAGGGGGCAUUGGUGACGAAAUCGAGGACCCGGCGGGUGACCCUUACGAGCUCUACCGCAUCCUCUUCGACAUCACCUUCUUCUUCUUCGUCAUCGUUAUCCUCCUGGCCAUCAUCCAGGGUUUGAUCAUUGAUGCUUUUGGGGAACUGAGAGACCAACAGGAACAGGUGAAAGAGGACAUGGAGACAAAGUGCUUCAUCUGUGGAAUCGGCAAUGACUACUUUGACACGACGCCCCACGGCUUUGAGACCCACACGUUGCAAGAGCACAACUUGGCUAACUAUCUGUUCUUCCUGAUGUACAUAAUCAACAAGGAUGAAACUGAGCACACAGGACAAGAGUCAUAUGUUUGGAAGAUGUACCAGGAGAGAUGCUGGGACUUCUUCCCAGCUGGAGACUGCUUCAGGAAACAGUAUGAGGACCAGCUAGGCUAAAUGAGAGCUUUCACACACUCCUUCUCUCUCUCCUCUCUCUCUCUCUCUCUCUCUUUCUUUCUCUCUCCCUCACUCUUUCUCUCUCUCUCUCCCUUCUCCACUGAUCCUGCUGUCUCAGUCCCUGAGCUUCAGUAGGAAUACAAAUGCUAAGCUCCAAUCAUAUUCAAAACAGCCAACGUCUGACUACCCCACAACCCAAUAGGAACACCAGAGGGAGAAGUCAAGAUCUUGUUUUUUUUGUAUAAUGGAAGGACUGUUUCGUGUCACUUGUCAAAUGUACCCUUUGUGAUCUUUGGUACAAUGUUACUUCUACCAGAGAGACACAACAAAAGUGUCAACCAAGAAAAAGACCCUGACAUUUCAGAAUUUUCUUUCAGUUUUGGGAAAUAUAUGAAUAUAUUUUUCCUUCUUUUCGUUCUUGACAAACGUGUUGCCUUUCUUCAACUUGGCCCUAAACCAUUGCACAAAUGUUUUCGUCUCUCGGAGAACUGUGGGAUUGCGUCGGGGGGGAGGGUUUUACAGAGCAAGACGUUGGAGAUGACACCCGCCCUAUUAUGCACAAGAACAUUUCUUCGAUCUUUCUCAGAAUGUUGAAAUCGAGACUUACGCUUAACAGAGAGGGUGAAAUAGAUUUCUAUGUCAAGUGUAAAAUGUGUUUUAUGGGGACAUUUGCAAAUUUCUUUACCAUGCUUGCUGAGACGAUGUUUGUGAAAAUGUGGACAAGUUCAGACUGAGGGGAAAAACAAAAAAAGGUUGAUUAUGCGAUGAAAUGCCUAAUAUCAAGUUUUGAUAAAGUGCCUUACGUACAUGACUACAAAGCUAUGCAAACUCGUUGAUUUUAUUUACAGUAUGUUUGUGCAGUACUCCUGGAUUUAGCAACAAGCAGUUUUGAAUUAGUCUGUGGCUCAUGUUAUUUUUUUCAUUUGGGAUAAGGACAAACUGUCUCUGAGUUUCUUGCCAAAUAACAGUACUCUGACUGCAAAUGUUCAUGGUACUAUGACUACGAAAUAUUCACAGAAAAUUCACAGAGUUUAUUGAUCAUGUUGAAAUGAAAUGAAAUGAAAUAGAAACAAAAUGCUAUUGUAUGGCCAUUUGUAUGUUGUAGCUUCGCUGAUCUGUGCAUUUCUUUUGAAG